Ostertagia ostertagi is the source of this 1749-nucleotide messenger RNA. NCBI's taxonomy places the organism in Eukaryota, Metazoa, Nematoda, Chromadorea, Rhabditida, Trichostrongylidae. The record is from the annotation of a GenBank genome assembly.
AUGACGUGCAGUCAUCGACUCAACCCAAAGGAGCCCACCAUGGACACGACCAAAGACGACUACACCGGCACUGCCGACAUGCCACAACACACUCCCGCCAAGGCGCCCGAACAGCGCAUCGCCAGCCGCAUUCCCGGCUUCAUCUACGAAUACCGCCUGCAUUCGGACGGCGGCACCAGCGUGCAGUACAUCAGCGAUGCCGUGCGCGAUUUCAUGGGUGUGGAGCCACACGAGGUGACGGCUAACCACGGGGUGCUGAUGCACCGCGUGCUGCCCGAGGACCUGCCCAUGGUGCAGCGCUCGGCCAUCACCUCGGUGCGCAAGCUGGUGCCCUGGCAGUGCGAAUACCGCGUGCGCAUGAACGAUGGCAGCAUCCGCUGGCACAUGACGAACGCGGUCCCGCACCGGGAGCCCGAUGGCUCGGUGGUCUCGCAUGGCUUCACCAUGGACAUCACGGACCGCAAGCGCGCAGAGCAAGAGAUCGAGCGCCUGGCGUUCUACGACGCGCUGACCGGCCUGCCCAACCGGCGCCUGCUGCUGGACCGCCUGCAGCGCUCCAUCGCCAGCUGCCAGCGCAGCAAGAACCAGGGCGCCCUGCUGUUCAUCGACCUCGAUAACUUCAAGGACCUGAACGACACCCUGGGCCACGACAUGGGCGACCAGCUCCUGUCCCAGGUCGCCGCCCGCCUGGUGGGCAGCGUGCGCGAAGCCGACACCGUCGCCCGCUUUGGCGGCGACGAAUUCGUCGUCAUGCUCGACAACCUCAGCAGCGAACUGCAGGACGCCGCCGCCCAGGCAGAAACUGUCGCAGAAAAACUCCUGGCCAACCUGAACCAGCCCUUCGAGCUGGACGGAGGCCAGCACUACAGCACCCCCAGCAUCGGCAUCACCCUCUUUGGAGACACCCGCCUCACGGUCGACGAACUGCUCAAACGCGCCGACCUGGCCAUGUACCAGGCCAAAGCCGCAGGACGCAACACCCAAAGAUUCUUCGACCCCGACAUGCAGGCGGCAGUCAACGCCCGCUCCAACCUGGAAGCCGACCUGCGCCAAGGCCUGGCCCGUGGCGAACUGCUCGUGCACUACCAGCCCGUGGUAGACCACCAGGCCACCUUGCUGGGCGCGGAAGCGCUCGUGCGCUGGCGCCACCCCCAGCGCGGCAUGAUCAGCCCCGCAGAAUUCAUCCCGCUCGCCGAACAGACCGGCCUCAUCCUGCCGCUGGGGCAAUACGUGCUCAAAGACCGCGUGCGAACAGCUGCACCGCUGGAGCCAGCACAGCGCAACCGCCCACCUGUCCAUCUCCGUGAACUGCUGCAAACCCUGCAGCAACACCAGGCCAACCCAAGCAAGCUCAAGCUGGAACUCACGGAAAGCCUGCUGCUGGGAGACAUCGAAGACACCAUUGCCCGCAUGGUGCAGCUCAAAAGCGAAGGCGUGGGGUUCUCGCUGGAUGACUUUGGCACGGGCUACUCCUCAUUGAGCUACCUCAAGCGGCUGCCGCUGGACCAGGUCAAGAUCGACCAGAGCUUCGUGCGGGACGUGCUCAGUGACCCGAACGAUGCGGCGAUAGUGAGAACCAUCCUGGCGCUGGCCAAGAGCCUGGACCUGGAGGUGGUGGCAGAGGGGGUGGAGACGACGGGGCAGCUGUCGUUCCUGCGGCUGCAUGGGUGCGAGGGGUUCCAGGGGUAUCUGUUCGGGCGGCCUGGGCCGAUAGGAGAUAUCGAUGCCUUUCUGUAUCCCGCCGAUUGA